Molecule: messenger RNA, 237 nt
Organism: Protopolystoma xenopodis
Lineage: Eukaryota; Metazoa; Platyhelminthes; Monogenea; Polystomatidea; Polystomatidae
Source: the annotation of a GenBank genome assembly
AGCUUUGAGUCAGGAUCAAGAGCAAUACCGGAGCUGGAGGGCUUUACAGCCCUUCCCGAGGGUCGGCUGGCUGAUGCCUACGACUAUUUUGCUCUAAGGCUGGCCGACGUCUGUUCAGGUUGCCUCCAGGGCUGCCGAUUCUGCGGUGGUGUCUGUCCUGGUGUUGGGGUGCUUGAUCAACUGCCACUCGGAUCGGACUCAGCCGCCACUCCCAGCAACAUUCACGCUUCGUUCUGA